Molecule: messenger RNA, 9274 nt
Organism: Gallus gallus (chicken)
Lineage: Eukaryota; Metazoa; Chordata; Aves; Galliformes; Phasianidae
Gene: SAMD12
Product: sterile alpha motif domain containing 12
Exons: 5
Coding region: 141-686 (181 amino acids)
Biological process (GO): cell surface receptor protein tyrosine kinase signaling pathway
Cellular component (GO): cytoplasmic side of plasma membrane
Molecular function (GO): protein binding
Source: RefSeq, a predicted model, not a curated record
AGUCACAUGGACCAGCUACAACAGACUGUUUCACAGAAAUGUCUACCUCUGUCUGUAUACACAUUAUCUGUUAGGUCUGGCUCUUUCAUUUUCUUAAGAAGAAUUCUUAAGCGUUAUGUCUCAGUAGCUUACACUUCCCAAUGGAGAGCCAUGAGAGCAGUAUGUUCUACUUUUCUCUGAGGAAGAGGGACCCGGGCAUUUUUUCAAGUAACUCUAUCCAUUGCAAUCUGAAUCCAAAUGGUAUUGAUCACCCUGUCCCCACUGAAGGUAUUAAUCUGCGACUUGAAGGUGAGGGAGCUGAAUCCCCCUCUGCCAAGAACAGCAGUGCUCCAAAAGGACCUGAAUCAAAAGAGACUCCCAAAAGGCAACAAGUGGAGCCAGAAAUAUCUAAGUCCGGGACUGUGAAGCUGACCAAACCUGUGGCGUUAUGGACCCAGCAGGAUGUCUGCAAAUGGCUGAAGAAACAUUGCCCUAAUCAGUAUCAAAUCUACAGUGAGUCAUUCAAACAGCAUGACAUAACUGGCCGCGCUUUGCUGAGACUUACUGACAAAAAGCUUGAACGAAUGGGCAUUGCCCAGGAAAGCCUGCGACAGCACAUUCUGCAGCAAGUCCUUCAGCUGAAGGUGAGAGAAGAAGUCCGAAACCUCCAACUGCUUACACAAGCCCCGGCAGAGAGCUCUCCAUAAACAUUUCCAGCCUGUAAAGCUGCUGUCCUGCCACUUGAUAUGAAAAUGAACUUUCCUUCAUGAAAAAAAAAAAAACAAAACAUAAUCAAUGGCACUGCCAGAAGGUGACCUUGGAGGAGUGAAGACAAACUUGAAGUAAAAUCGGCCCACUCAAGAUGAUGCAUUCUGAGAAGACCUGGUUUGCUGUGGAGUAAAAACGCGGUGCAUAAUAUCCAAUGCUAAUUUGUUCAAAAUGGUCAUUGACAGACCUUUAGCUGGAAAAUUUCUUCCAGUUUUCAUCACUGUGCAUAACUUUGGGUUCCCUUUAGGGGACUGCCUAUGCCCUUCACUAGAAGUCCUGUUUUAGCAUGGCAACUACUGGAUUCUUUUAUUAUGUAUGCAGAUGGCAUGAUGUUUUAGGAAAAACUUACAGGAAUUCUCCAGUCUCCGUGGAUAUGUUCACAUUACUACACCCCUGAUAGGAAUGUAAAAGUCUUGUAUGUGUUAGUUUUGCAGUCUAAUAGUAUUCCGUCAAACAAUAUCAGCACUUCAUGCGUGCUUUCUGCACAGAAUUAGCACAGUCCAUAUAUAUAUAUAACGGUCUUUUCUAAAUACUGAGGAUAUGUUUCAGUAUUUGUGCUGAGACUGCAUCCAAACUGAAGUCCACUACUAGCAUACCUUCACUGAUUCACAGUACAUUGUGUAGAUAAGAUUUGCACGUGGCAGAGGUGUGACUUUGUGGAGACUUGCAGAACAGCUGUCACAGAGGUAGCUAGGAACAGGGUCAGUUGAGGACACUGUGUCUGUUCUCCCUCCCCUCCAGCAGAUAUCAAAGGCUCUCAUUCCUGGUGUGCCAAUGUGUUUUCUUACUCAGUGAGGGAGAGGAAAGGGAGAGCACCCUUCUCAGAGGUGAGUUGGACCUAGGGUUUGUUCUCCACUAGACACAGAACAAAUUGGAAGAAUUCAGGUUCGUUAUGCUGGCCACUAUUUAUGUUUUGGGCAGGACUUGGGAAUCACAGUCCAAACCAAACUCUCUGAAAAAGGUAAUGCGUAAGACUAUACUUCUAAGGAGCAAGACACUCUCUCCGAAGAGGGCAGACUUCUUUGUUAACUUUUUCCAUUUUCUAUCCAAAAGCAUAUUUUGGUAGGAAAUAGGAAUAAGCAAACGGUUCUAAUAAGCCUUUCAAUAUACUGUAGCAGGCUCAAGACUGUUGCAUUCAAUCUGAGCAUUGUUUUUUGUUCAGUCUCUGAAUGGCUGGCCUCAUCACUGGCUGUAUCACAGCUGGCUGUGGUACUGUUUUUUUCCACAGGGAUUUAGUGGAAUUAAUGUCUGUCCCUAACAUCAGGACCUUCUUGACACACUCUUUGUAAUGAACCGAUGCCAUCAACAUGCUAAGGGGACUUACCUAUUUGUUCCUUAUCUCUUUAAAAUCAAGGUAGCUUUUUGUAUAUUUAAAACCUGUCAUUCUCUCCAACCUAAUAGGCAGAUACUGUAGAGUUGCUAUUAGUGUACAUGCCAAACUGUGGGCAAAGUGCCAUACCGGUGUGAAGAUGCAGCGGUGGAGAGAGGGCACAAUUACAUCAAGGUAAAGGCACCUUUUUAGAGCAAACUCCUGUGUUCUGAUGCUUAAAAACUAUUGUACAGUUCAUUGCUGGAGAGUUCAAGGUCAGCCUCUGAGGGUGCCUGUAGAGUCAACCGAUGAAUACAUUUAGGUGUUAUUUUUUUCAGACGGGUGCAGGAUUGGGUUACAGCUCUCCACCCAUCUCAGAUUCAGCAUGCUGAAUGCUUCUUUACUGUUCAAGAAGGAAAUUGACGGCCAAGAUUUUCAGAAGUCGCUAGUGAUUUCUAGUGGUCUGGGUUUUUCCAUGGGUUUUCAAGUGAAUCUCCCAAAAAGUAUAAAGCAAUAAGCUUUAUAUUCUCUUUCUGAAAAUCUUGGCCCCUAAUUUUAAAUGUAUUGGUGUACAAGUUCUCCUUAGGAUGUAACAAUCUUUGCCAACAGCAGCAUUUGCACUUUUUAGAGCUUUUCAUAGCAUUACAGGUUGGAAUCUGAUCCUUACUGAGAGAAGUGGCUGAGCACCUCGUGGAAUUCCAUUAUAAGCUCCAGUAAAUUUUACAGCUCUUUCUGCUACAGAUUUAAAAAAUGCACUCUGGCAACUGACACCAAUUUUGUGUUGGUACAGCAAUUAAAAAAAAAAACACACACAGAAAAACUUGAAUAUAAAUUACUUUCAAAAGGAGAAUGCUAUACUUCUGCAGUAGAAAUUCUCUUAUUUUACUAUCCAACGAAAAAUUCUGGCAUAAUUUGAAUGAUAAAAGGAGAAUUUAUCAGAGAGUAUUAUCUUAAAAGGGCAUAUGAGAAAAAUACGAGCUAGGCAAAGAGCUGCUAGAAGCAUUUUUGUAUCAGUGUUAGUUUUGAACAUCUUCCAGUAUAUGGUCAUGAAUUUAGAUGUGUGCACUUCUCCCAUUAAAACAGUUUGUUUUAAAAGCUUCCCAGGAUUCUAGCUAUGGUGAUCUAGAAAACCAGUGUUACAGGCCCUGAGAAAUGUGAAAAUAAAUCCAGACCCUCGUGUAGCCAAACUCAGUGAGAACUCUGCUGUAGGUGCCCAUGGACCAAGCUCAUUUGGCAGCGGUGUAGGUCUCCAUCCUACAGACAGCCCGUGCAUGUGGAGAACUCUGAGCGUAAGCAAAAAUAGUUCCCUCGUGCCCCGCGACACUCCUCACAUGUGUAACUGUCUGCAGGAGCCAUAAGGAAAUCACUGUACUUUUUGGCUUGUAUUUAACUAUUCAUCGUGUUUGGAUGUUUUUAAUCACUGUUAUUCUCCCAAAGUAGGCCGUGCUUCCUCAGGGAUAUUUAUGACAUUGUUCUGCAGCUACUGAACAACUAUCUGGAUCCCAGCGUAUUCUUCCAAAAACUUUUUAAUAUAAAUAAACAUGUGGGGGAGAUUUUUUUGUUACUGUGAAUGGGGGCAGGUACUGUAUUCUCGGAAAGGCUCUUGAGUGCAGACAAUCAAGUCUAUUGCAUUUUUUAUGCUGAACACCUUAUUAAGAGCGGACGCAUCCGCUUUUGCCUGGGUCGCAAGAACAGUUCUGUGGAAACAAUGCUUUAUCUCCAGUCAAUAAAUCAUUUAUGGCGAGAGUGCCAAAGACCAAGUCAACAUGAAAGGGAGUGAAUAAGUUAUUCCGGCAAAGGAAGCAAAUUUAAAUAUGCUCAGAGCCAUUAGUUCUGUGCAAAAGAGUAGAAGACGAAUGCUGUUUUAAUAAAAGAGCAAUUAUCAGCCCUGUGGAGCUGGAUAUACUCUCAAAGCCCAGUGCUGCCAUUGCAUUGAUCACUGCUCACAGCUCUGAGACGGUGGAGCAGCAAGCAUCCCCGUGCAGUGCCCGGCUGCUGCUCUCUGGGCAGGGACAUACAGAGACUCAGCCCUCCUCACUGCUUCAAAUUAUGCCAAGUGCAGCAUAAGAAAACUGAAGGAAUUGCUCACCUCAAAAAACACGUUGCGAAUGAAAACAUCUUUUGCACCAGUUUAGUCCUUGCUUUCUUUCAUCUGCCUGGCUUUCUUUGCCCAAAUUCCCCAUCACUUAUUCUCUUAGGGAGAACAGAGCUCUCCAGGGGGGCAGACUGCAAAAGCCCUGCAAGCCCCUUAGCCUUGCUGGUCCAUCUGUAUUGUGCUGUAGCAGUGGGCUCCUUCCUGGCUGGCUGCUUCUCAGCAGCCAGACUGAAAGCAGCUGCAGUGUCAUUAAGGAAAUCAAACCAUUAUUAAUGACAAAAUUCUUUGUUUGUUUUGUUCCCCAUUUUCAGAAGACCCUAGGCCAGGCCCCCAGCAGACCUACAACAGACUGUUCCAUCCUUCUUCUGAGAUGUGUUGGUUAAUGCCAGCUGUGGGGCCAGUCCUGAGGGAUUUUGUGCUAUAGCCAAAAGCAGCCUCCCUCCGCCCUCCACAAAGCCACGAGAUCUCAAUUAUUCAAAAUUGUUUCAGGCAAGCAGAGUAAAAUCCUGCAGUUUUCACCUCCGUCCCCUUUUAACUCUCUGCAGUCUGAAUCUCCUUUGAAGGGCCCUGCUACAAGGCCGUGUUGAUUGACCCAGAUAGAUAUAAACAGGUCAGUAAGAUUUUAAUUUAAAAAAUGAAAAUUGAUGACUGGGGGGAAGUAUUACCAUCAUUACCUGCAGCCUCCUAUGGUAAAAUGCAAGUAAGCCAUCUGGAGUGCAAAAAUGCCACCAACGUAAUGUAUGAGUGAUUAGGCAGGCGUGUGAGUUUAAAUCAGCAAGUAAGCAAAGUAGAUGUUUGAUGUGGGAAGCCAAAAAACGUACGGGAGGUCAGUGGCCAGUAGGCUAGGGCUAGUAAGACCACAUGCGUUCUGCAUCCUCAUAAACAGUCAUAGUGAAUCUGAUGUUAGGUACAGCAUGGUGGUUACUGUCUGAACAUGUGAAAACCAACAAAUAUUCUUGUUUUGUAUUUGAAAGCAGUAGAAUAAGGGAGUCAAAUUUCAUACUAAAAUGUAAUUCCUCCUACUCCAUCAGAAAUUAUGGGUAAUAUUAAGCAGCAGCUAUCCAAACAUAUUCUUAAAUUCACACCACCAGAUAUGUGAGUGUAAGCGUAAGAUUUUUCAGAACUUAAAAGCGUUAAAAAAAAGCUUUAAAUUACACAAAAACAAACAAAACCCCAAACCAAUAAUUAACAAGAAUGAGUGACCUGACCCAAAAGACUAUAGGCUCAUUAGCUUCCUAUCAGUACGAGGUAAAAUCAUAGAAAGGUUGAUAUGAAGCAAUCAUUAAAGCAAUUAAAAAUUGAUAAACCCCUCCAAAUGAUUGUUAUAGAAAUGCAUUGUGUUAAAUAAAUUUGUUAUCAUUUUUUGUGAUAUCAAAGGCUUAUUGAUAAAAGAGGCUCUGCUGACAUACUAUCCUUAGCCUUCUAUAGAUGAUUUGAUUCUGAUAAAGAACAAAAAACACAAUGCAGAAUCAAUAUAGACCACACUAAGUGGAUUAAAACUGAUUAGUUGCUAGUUCACAAAAAAUGGUUACAAAUAUGACAUUAUCAUCAGUGAGACUAUUUCUAAUGAGCUCCUUCCAAGGUAUGUUCUGUUAUCAAUAUUCCUCCCAGAGAAACAGAAAAUUACUGUGGGAGCAUUUACAGAUGACAAAGCCCGGUGCGUGCCAUUAAAUGAUGAUGAACCUGGAGUGCUGCAAGUGCAGAAGCCAAGGGGAGGAGAAGAGCUUCCUUGGGGGCUUGGGAAUGUGUCUGGAGUUGGGUGGCCUUGAAGGUCAACGUCAUCCACUCAGCGUCAGCCCCAAAGAGCUCUUGGGAAAGUGUCAUCUCUGAGGAGGACCAUCAGUAGGACCUGGAGGAUGUCUAGGACCUGGCAACAGUGAUGUUACAGAGCCAUUUGUGCACAUCUUCCAUAUAUUGACAACUUGGAAAGAUCAUUUUCUAAAGCUCCCAGUGUCAUUCAAGGGCAGGAAAACAGCUCUUAUUAUAGUGCUAGACUAAUGAAGCUCAAGCUAUUAAUUUAUCAGAGACGAUGUGAAGAGAUGACUCAAUCUGCCUGUAAUCACAACCUCUACCUGUGCAGGAAGUGCUGGCUGAGGGCAGGUAGUGCUUUUAUUCAGAGGAAAACGGAAUGAUAUGCUCUACUAGCUGGAAACAGAUUUCAGGCUAGAAAUUAAGCACAAAUGCUCGACAGGGAAGAUAAUUACCCAUAGAGACAACUUACUUGGUUAUCUGGCACAUUCUCCAUCAUGUAAGGUCUUUAAGUAUAUGCAGAGCUUUUUUCUAAGUCAAUAAGCUCUACCUCAAAUGGAAAUGUAGGCUCCGUUCAGCAGUCCCUGGAUGAGGCAGUUAGGUGUGUGCUGUGUAAGAGCUCAGCCUGGAUCAUCACUAGAUCAUCCGAUGCAAAGUUCUGAAUUGAAAUGUCAUGAAGUUUAAAUAUGAAAGGAAAGCAGGCCCACCUGUAUCCAUUGUUUUCACACAAUAUUGUCUUAGAGAGCUAUGAACUGACCCGUAACUGGUGGGAGCUGCAGUAGGUCUCCUCGUAUUUACAAGGGUCUUCUGCAUGUGAUUAAAGAAGAGAACUGGACAAGAAAAGACAACAAAAGCCUCUGGCCAUACAGAAUUAGUCUGUUGUUGUUUGGUACUAACAGCCUGGGAUAAAGUCCUGCACCCACAUGAACUGUGUGAGCAAGCAGUGAGAGCCAUGGCUUUGCCUCUUGAUCAAGGAGGCACCAUUUUGCUGGCAUGAAACAGGUUUUAUGUUCAACAGCUAGUAGAGGAGCUGAAGUGCUGAUUGAGAAUUACAUUGUGUUGCUUUGCAGUUUAACAAGGUACAAAGCAAACCGUUCCUGCUCUCCCAACGAGCCCCUCUGCAGCUGGUGAAUGGAGCCCUCCAAGUGAAAUGAGUUCAGUGGGAUGACCCAGAGCAGUGAGCACUGCGAGCCUUACUGCAGGUGGCUGCUUUGAAUACUGUACCUUCAAAAUAAGCAGGAGUGGUCGGCUUCUUAUCCAGGUCUCACGAAGCUGCUGUUCUUAGGUACAAGGCAAGCACAAAGCUACGAGCUGCCUUUCAGAGUUCUUUGUUGUGCUGUGGAAAAUGGCACAAAAUAGGAUGUGUAUUUUAGAGGGUAAACAGUUCACGCAGGCAAAAGAAACCACAAAAGCAAUACUUACUGCAAAUUGGUAUUGAAUCAAUAUCAAGAAGCUGGAACAAAAAGGGACACAGCUAAGAAGAUAAAGAUCUUUGGGGAUUCUUGCUCUAAUCCAGUGUGAAAUCCUAAGAAAAUGAGUCUGGUGUAGAUUUAUUGUUCAGAGAACAUUGGUCAAUACCAGCUGCAGUCAGGUACAUUUGUGGGAUCGCUGGCUUGUGUGUCAGCAGUGGAGCAGUCCUAUGAUGGCUGCACAAGGGCUGCCUCUUCCCUAAAAGUGGGAUUUCAGCAUUGUUGUAACACAGGCUUAGUCAGAAUGAGAUGAAAAGCUUCUUUCUGCUUUUAAUUCCAAGUAUAUCUAAAUACCUUUUCAGAAAAAGAAAAAAUCCUGCGUAACUGUUGUUAUAUCUGUAAUCACAUUACUUCUAUUAAGCACUUGCCUAGAAUUCGUCUAUUUAAUAUCAUGUUAUCGAAUUAAAUAGCGACAUACGGAUAUUUUUUUUAAAGCAGGGAAACCAAGAUUGCAGCCCAACUGCAUGUAAGCAACAAAAAGGUGUGCAGAGAAAAAGAAAAUCUGCCCCUGAGAUGCUUAGGGGACCUAUUUGUUUGGGUUUGUUUAUUGAGAGCUCGGUUACACGUCUAGGCAGGGGCUUUCCCUGCUGAGCCGGGCUCCGAACUCAGGACACAUCCAAACACUUGGAGCCCUCUUACUGUGCUGGAGGCUCCUCUGCUUUUCUCUGAGAGGGGUAGGAAAAAGAUUAAGUGGCCUCCAGCACGAUGGAGAAACCACAGAGGGAUGUUAGCUUCCAGUUUAUGCAGAGCAUCUUGGCCUGAGACAGAGCUCAUCAUUCUCCUCGCUAAGCUCAGCCCUACUGAUGGACAGAAAGAAGUGGGCCAUGAAGGGAACCCAGAGCCCUGCACCAGGCUGUCCUGGGGCCGUGGCAGGAGAUGGACAGACAGACUGACAGACUACCUUGCAGGGUUAGCAUGCUCAGGGCCAGGGAAACUGAUUGCUGUUGGUGGUCAUUGCUGAGUGCUGGGCUUCCCCUAAAUAAUGGUGAAUUGCAUGGAGCAAGAACCUGGAAAUGUGAGUUGCCAGCACUGAAGUCAUAGAAUCAAAGUGACUGAGGUUGGAAAGAACCCGUAAAUAGCACCAGAUCAUCCAGUCCAACCCCUGCCUUGGGCUGGGCCGUCUUGUAUUUGGAUCGGGAUGCACUUGGCUUUGUCUUCAGGUUCUUCUAGGGCCUCCAGAUAUAUGGACUUGCCUCAUGGUUGUUAUUCCUUUUUCACAUCUGACCAUGGAUAAGAUGACAGUGAUACCCACCCAUGAUCAGUCUGACAUUGUGUCGGCAGCAUUUGGCUCCUCCGUUUCUGGGAGCUGAAUUUAAAUUUAGCUGAGCCUGUCUUUGAGGGAUUCUCAAAAUUCUCCUGUAACCUCCUUUUAAUGUUAACUUGGUUGAAAAUCUGGUAGAAUGGCAGCACUCAAAUGGUUAAAACGUGACACACUGUUAUUCCCAGUCCUCUAUGAGAGCAUUCUAGAGAUGAAGCCAAGUGAGGUGGCAUAACAACAAAGUGUGCCUUUCUGUUGGAUGUGCACUGCUCUUCCCCAGGCAUCCAAGGUGUUCCUCUGUUCAGCAGUGCUUUUCUCCCAGAACUGAAAUUAUCAUGCAAUCUAAUUUUUAGUACACGAAGUGGCCAUCACUGUUAAUUCCACCCUACGAUUUUUGUAUUUCUGCUUUAAUUCCUUCUGCUUUCAAAAAUCAAUGAAAAAUAAAACCUGGGUGGGAGGGAAGAAUUCUAAUAAAUGAUGAAAUUAAAAUCAAUAUCAAGUUUUUGGUAUCUUCGGGCAUGAUCUCUGGAAGCUUUGGAUAUCUGCUUUAUCAUUUUGUAUAUUUGACAAUUUUGUACUCCGCAUCGUUUGACUUCAUUUGUGCAUGGCAAUGUAUUAAAACAUGGAAUUUUUAUUAUAGAGUAAAA